Messenger RNA from Macrosiphum euphorbiae (potato aphid), 1872 nucleotides. The record is from the annotation of a GenBank genome assembly. NCBI's taxonomy places the organism in Eukaryota, Metazoa, Arthropoda, Insecta, Hemiptera, Aphididae.
AUGGCAUUGUCAAUUAGUAGAAAAGAAGUUGAGGACAUCAAGCCGUAUUUAGAGAAAACCGUGUCUAAAUUUCUUGGAUUCAGAGAACCGUCUCUGGUGACCACAUUAAUGCAUUGCUUGUCGUCUGGUUACGACAAGUAUAAGACCGCAGAUAAACUUCGGUCUUCGUUGUUGGACCCGGGUAAAGCAUUAUCCUUAACUGACAAGGCAUUUGACUUAGCUAAAGGAAUGACUAUGAAGGUCAAUACUGUGCCUGCAACUACAAAGCGUAGUAUUAAAACUGAGUAUGACGAAAAUAAUAUCAAACGUAAAAAAGAAGAUGAUACAAUUGUGGUCAAAGAAGAAGCACUUUCCAUGGGACAGAUUAAAGACAUGAUGUUAAAUGCUCAAAAAAUGAUUGAAGAACGGAAAAAAGCACUAUCCAUACCGUCAUCUGGUGUUCAAAAAAAUACUAAUGGCAAAGAUAAAAAACCACAAAUAACAACUGAUUUUGAGAAACAAGCAAAAAUUGCUCAGCUGCAGGCUCAAAUACAAAAAAAGUUAGCCACCGGUCUUAUUAAGACAGUUCCAAGUGUUCCCAAAACUAUGAGUUCAUCUGCUGAAAAACCAACUCCUUUAAUUCUUGAUAGUGAAGGACGUACAAUUGAUAUUACUGGAAAAGAAGUUCAGUUAACACAAGUUAUACCCACCUUAAAAGCCAAUAUCAGAGCGAAAAAACGAGAAGAAUUUAAACAAACAUUCAGUGAAAAAUCUAAUGACGAUUCUUCUGAAUUAAAGUUUUUUGAUCCACGAUUAACAUUAAAAACGAAUAUCCGUACAAAGAGAUCCUUAAAAUUUCAUGAACCUGGUAAAUUUCAACAAAUUGCUGAUCGUCUACGAAUGAAGGCCCAGUUGGAAAAAUUGCAAAAUGAAAUUUCACAAAUUGCUCGUAAAACUGGCAUUUCAUCUGUAACAAAAAUGGCAUUGUUAGUGCCAAAAGAAGAACAAUUAACUGAACAUUGUCCUGAUUUUGAAUGGUGGGAUAGCGUUAUUUUAGAUGGAGCAUCUUAUUUAAAUGAGGCCGGUGAAGUUCAAUUUAAAAGGAGUAAUAUAUCACACUUAGUGGAACAUCCAUUACAAAUGAGACCACCAACUGAUCCAUUAAAACCAGUCUUUAUGCCAGUGUUCUUAACAAAAAAAGAAAGAAAGAAGCUACGUCGUCAAAACCGUCGUGAAACAUGGAAAGAAGAACAAGAAAAAAUUAGGCUUGGUUUAGAACCUCCAGCUGAACCUAAGCUUCGUAUUUCAAACUUGAUGAGAGUUUUGGGGACAGAAGCAGUUCAAGAUCCAACUAAAAUGGAAUCUCAUGUAAGGGCACAAAUGGCAAAACGUCAAAAAGCUCACGAAGAAGCUAAUGCAUCACGUCGGUUAAAUCCAGAACAAAGACGUGAUAAAAAAAUGAGAAAGUUGCAAGAAGAUACUACAUUAGGUGUUAACAUUGCUAUAUAUAGAAUAAAAGACUUAGGUAAUCCAUCAAAAAAGUAUAAAAUAGAAACCAAUAGCAAACAACUAUUUAUGACUGGUUGUGUGAUUUUGUGCAAAGAUUGUAAUGUUGUUAUUGUCGAAGGGGGACCAAAACAACAAAAAAAAUAUAAAAGAUUGAUGUUACAUAGAAUGAAAUGGGAAGAUGAUGUUAUUAAAACUAAAGAUGAAUCAGAACCAAAAUCAAACAAUAAAUGUUCAUUAGUAUGGGAGGGUAUGUCGAAGCAACGUAAUUUUGGAGAAAUGAAGUUUAAAGUAUGUGCUUCUGAAAAGUUAGCUCGUGAACAAUUAAAAAAACAUGGAGUGGAACAUUAUUGGGAUCUAGCUUAUAGUGAUUUGAUAAUGGAUUAA